AUGGAUGCGCAGGCGCCCUCAGGGGCGGAGGAAGGCAGCGAGCGGCUGGGGGGACCUGGGGGGCGUUUGUCGCGGCGUCGCUGUGAUCGCUAUCGUGGUUAUAAUGACGACUGCUUUGGCUCCCCGUGUCCCGCCCCGCCCGCAGGCGCCCCGUUCCAGUACAUCGUGGCGGAGAAGAGGGGCGCGCAGCGGAACGUGGGGCUCAUCCAGCUGCACCGGCCGCAGGCGCUCAACGCGCUGUGCGCCGCGCUCAUGCGCGAGGUGAAGCAGGCGCUGGACGCCUUCGAGAGUGACCCCCACGUGGGCGCCAUCGUCAUCACCGGCAACGAGAAGGCCUUCGCAGCCGGCGCGGACAUCAAGGAGAUGCAGAACAACACGUUCCAGCAGUGCUACAAGGCCGGCUUCCUCGACGAGUGGGACCAGGUGUCUAAGCUCCGCAAGCCGGUCRUAGCAGCCGUCAACGGCUACGCGCUCGGCGGCGGGUGCGAGCUGGCCAUGAUGUGCGACAUCGUUUACGCCGGGGAGAAGGCGCAGUUCGGCCAGCCUGAAAUCCUCCUGGGGACUAUUCCAGGCGCUGGUGGGACGCAGAGGCUGACCAGAGCUGUAGGGAAGUCGCUUGCCAUGGAGAUGGUCCUCACUGGAGACAGGAUCUCCGCACAGGAGGCAAAGGAAGCAGGUCUCGUCAGCAAGAUCUUCCCCGUGGACAAGUUGUUGGAAGCGGCCAUCGGCUGCGCGGAGAAGAUCGCUAGCAACUCCAAGCUGGUGACAGCCAUCGCGAAGGAGUCCGUCAACGCGGCCUUCGAGACGACGCUGGCGGAGGGCAUCAGGACGGAGAAGAGACUCUUCUACGCCACCUUUGCCACCGAUGACCGCAGGGAAGGGAUGACCGCCUUCGUGGAGAAGCGCAAGGCCAAGUUCACCGACAGCUGAGCCCGGCGUCCCCCUGGGGACAGYGGUCCCUUUGGUGCCCUCGGACCCCACGCUGCCCAGCAGCCCUCACCACGCACCUCCUUAACUGACCCACGUGCCUAAUCAGGGUGACUCUUGCCCUCCGUGGAGGAAAGGGGCAGAGUCCCCCAGCGCUGCAGCAYGCCGAGGGACUGGGGACCCGGCCGGGACCGAGGCCCUUCCUUCGGUGCGAUGAUCUGAACCAGGGCUCAGCUCGCAGCUCCUAUUAAAAGGCUUUCC
Messenger RNA from Nothoprocta perdicaria, 1188 nucleotides. RefSeq names its product enoyl-CoA hydratase, short chain 1 (gene ECHS1). The record is from RefSeq and is a predicted model, not a curated record. Gene Ontology annotation, cellular component: mitochondrion. Gene Ontology annotation, biological process: fatty acid beta-oxidation. The coding region runs from base 1 to 930 and encodes 309 amino acids. The transcript is spliced from 8 exons. NCBI's taxonomy places the organism in Eukaryota, Metazoa, Chordata, Aves, Tinamiformes, Tinamidae. Gene Ontology annotation, molecular function: enoyl-CoA hydratase activity.